Gavia stellata (red-throated loon) is the source of this 1247-nucleotide messenger RNA. RefSeq names its product ATPase H+ transporting V1 subunit C2 (gene ATP6V1C2). Lineage: Eukaryota; Metazoa; Chordata; Aves; Gaviiformes; Gaviidae. Gene Ontology annotation, biological process: proton transmembrane transport. The transcript is spliced from 13 exons. The coding region runs from base 1 to 1179 and encodes 392 amino acids. Gene Ontology annotation, molecular function: proton-transporting ATPase activity, rotational mechanism. Gene Ontology annotation, cellular component: vacuolar proton-transporting V-type ATPase, V1 domain; lysosomal membrane. The record is from RefSeq and is a predicted model, not a curated record.
AUGUCGGAGUUCUGGCUAAUUUCCGCCCCUGGAGAUAAAACAAAUCUGCAGGCAUGGGAGAGAAUGAACACGGUGACGUCUAAAUCCAACCUGUCCAGCAACAGCAAAUUCCAUAUUCCAGACUUAAAGGUGGGGACACUGGAUGCUCUUGUUGGUCUGUCAGAUGAGUUGGGAAAACUUGAUAGCUUUGCUGAAAGCGUAAUAAAGAAAAUAGCCCAGUACAUAGGAGAAGUUAUGGAGGACUCAAAAGAUAAAGUCCAGGAAAAUCUUCUGGCCAAUGGAGGGCUAAAGGAUAAAAUGAAAUGUCUCAAAAUUGACCUAAUUAGCUACCUGACACGGUUUGAGUGGGACAUGGCCAAAUAUCCCAUAAAGCAGCCACUGAAGAAUAUAUCAGAAGCAUUAGCAAAGCAAGUGACUCAAAUAGAAACAGACCUAAAGACCCGAUCAGCUGCAUACAACAACAUUAAAGGAAAUUUGCAAAGCCUGGAGAAGAAAACUGUGGGGAAUCUGCUGACUCGGACCUUAGCAGACAUUGUGCAUAAAGAAGACUUUGUUCUGAAUUCCGAGUAUCUUAUCACGCUGCUCGUCGUGGUGCCAAAGUCAAGCUACAUACAGUGGCAGAAGACCUAUGAAUCCCUCUCCGAUAUGGUAGUGCCUCGCUCCACCAAAAUGAUUGCUGAGGAUGCAGAGGGAGGACUCUUCACCGUGACCCUGUUUAGAAAAGUGAUGGAUGACUUCAAGGCUAAAGCCAGGGAGAACAGGUUCAUGGUUCGAGAAUUUUAUUUUGAUGAGAAGGAGCUGAAAUGUGAAAAGGAAGAGCUGAUGAAAUUAGCUUCCGAUAAGAAACAACAGUAUGGCCCGUUACUGCGCUGGCUGAAAGUGAACUUCAGUGAAGCAUUUGUGGCUUGGAUUCACAUGAAAGCCUUGAGAGUUUUUGUUGAAUCUGUCCUGAGGUAUGGCCUCCCAGUGAAUUUCCAAGCAAUGCUGCUGCAGCCAAAUAGGAAGUCUGUAAAACGCCUGAGAGAUGUCCUAAAUGUGGUCUUCAAACACCUGGAUGAAGUUGCAGCAGCAAGUAUAAUGGACCCCGGCAUGGACAUCCCUGGUUUACAACUGAGUAAUCAAGAAUACUAUCCUUACGUCUAUUUCAAGAUUGACCUCAGCCUUCUUGACUGCAGUUAAAUUGCUCAAGCUUCAUCUAUUAAUUUUCAAGACCCUAAUGUUACAGUAAAACAAUCUUUAGUUGCUGA